Messenger RNA from Mycosarcoma maydis (corn smut), 1305 nucleotides. RefSeq lists its product as uncharacterized. Gene Ontology annotation, molecular function: NAD+ binding; histone deacetylase activity, NAD-dependent. The record is from RefSeq and is a predicted model, not a curated record. Lineage: Eukaryota; Fungi; Basidiomycota; Ustilaginomycetes; Ustilaginales. Bases 1 to 1305 code for a protein of 434 amino acids. The transcript has a single exon.
AUGCCAGAGACAAAGAGCUCCAUCCCUUCCGACUCGAGUAGCACCUCCAGCUCCAGUUCAACAGCUGGUGACAACCGCUUCUUCCCUUCCUCACAUGGUCCGACGCUCAGCGGAGUAGCCUCGCUCCUCGCAUCACCCACUACACGCAAUGUCAUUGUGCUCGCCGGCGCCGGUAUCUCUACAUCAGCUUCCCCACCCAUCCCCGAUUUCCGCUCUCCCGGUACCGGUCUGUACGCCAACCUCGCGGCUUACAACCUACCUUACGCUGAGGCCAUCUUCGACAUUGGCUACUUUCAACGUCAUCCACAACCGUUUUUCACAUUGGCGAAACAUUUGUAUCCGGGCAACUUCAAGCCUGCACUUGCGCACUACUUUUUGACUCUACUGCAGCGCAAGCAAAAGUUGAAGCGAGUUUUCACGCAGAAUGUCGACACUCUGGAGAGGAUCGCCGGUGUCGAAGCGGACAAGGUUGUUGAAGCACAUGGAAGUUUUGCCACCUCGACAUGCAUUGUUUGUAAGCACAGCGUAGAUGACGAUUGGAUCAGGAACAAGGUCGAGAGUGGACAAGUGGCUAGGUGUCCUAGGCCAAAGUGUCCCGGUAGGAAAACAGGUAGCAAGGGCGAGCAGCGCGGAGGACUGGUCAAACCGGAUAUCGUCUUCUUCGGCGAGUCUUUACCACCAAGGUUUUUCAGGUGCAUUCCGGAUCUGAAAACAGCCGACCUACUCAUUGUCAUGGGGACGAGCUUGCAGGUGCAACCGUUUGCUUCGUUGAUCGAUGCUGUUCCAGCCACUUGCCCCAGGUUGCUGAUCAACUUGGAGCGCGUAGGAGAGCUCGCUUCGUCCAACGGCUAUCUGGGUGGCGGCAUGGGCGCUGGCAUGUACAACGAAUCAGGCUUCGACUUUGAUGGCCUCACCCAUGGCGGCAAGCACAAAACCCGCGAUGUGUUCUACGAGGGGAAAGCGGACGAUGGCGUAGCAGAGCUCGUCAAGCUCAUCGGGAAAGAGUGGCAGACAGAAUUGGAAAAACUCAAAGAAGAGGGAUACAAACAACUCGACCGAGAUAAGAAGUCCACGCAAAUGGCUACAGAGUCGAAAAAUGGAUCAGGACACACGGACAGCAGCAGGAAACAGGAAGACUCCAAGACAAAGGUAGAAGGACUUGCGAAUUCUUCGACGAUCAAGGGCGACAGCACCAAGCUGGAUGAGUUGACACGCGAUUUGGAAACCAAGGUCAAGCUCGAUGAUCAGUCGAAAGAGGUCGCGAGAGAUAGUCAAGGUGUGGUUUCGAACAAACCGUCAUCAUGA